Molecule: messenger RNA, 1976 nt
Organism: Argiope bruennichi
Lineage: Eukaryota; Metazoa; Arthropoda; Arachnida; Araneae; Araneidae
Product: phosphatidylinositol 5-phosphate 4-kinase type-2 alpha-like
Exons: 9
Coding region: 204-1373 (389 amino acids)
Biological process (GO): phosphatidylinositol metabolic process
Molecular function (GO): phosphatidylinositol kinase activity
Source: RefSeq, a predicted model, not a curated record
UUGAAAGUUGUCUGCUUCAUUCUGAUCGAGAACUGUCGUAUAUUUCGUGCCGAGCAUUCAAAAUUACGUCCAUAUUCAUAGAAGAUUUUUAGCUCAGCUUUAUUAUCUUGUUUUUAAAAUGGUGUAAAACGUACAUUUUACAUUUUUACCGCAUAUUUACUCAAUAUUUACUUGCCUUUUUGAAAUUUAAAUAAACUUAAAGAAUGUCAACAAAACCCAUAGAUGUGGUUGGAAGCAGAGUGAAAAAGAAACAUUUGAAACCGAAACAUCAGAAAGCUAAAUUGUUUAGAGCAAAUGAACCUCUUCUUAGUGUUUUUAUGUGGGGCGUUAAUCAUACGAUUAGCGGACUAACUCAUGUGAAUAUCCCUGUAAUGUUAAUGCCAGAUGACUUCAAAGCCUUCAGCAAAAUACGAGUGGAUAACCACAAUUUCAACAAAGAAAAUAUGCCCAGUCAUUUCAAAGUAAAGGAGUACUGUCCGUUAGUUUUCCGAAAUUUAAGGGAGAGAUUCCGCAUUAACGAAACCGAUUAUAUUAAUUCCUUAACCAAGUCCCAGCCUGUUCUGGUCGAUUCCAACAAUAAAAAUAAUACCAAGUUGUACGAGUCCCACGAUAAAAUGUUUGCUAUUAAAAUGCUCCAAAGUGAAGAAGUAGAAUUUAUGCACUCCCUGCUCAAGCAAUACCAUCCUUACAUAGUUGAGAAGCAUGGGAAAACCCUGUUACCUCAGUACUUAGGACUAUACAGAUUAACUGUUGAUGGAACUGAAACAUAUUUUGUUGUGAUGAGAAACAUCUUCAGUAGCAAUCUCAAAGUCCAUUGUAAAUAUGAUCUCAAGGGCAUGACCGUAGACAGGGAAGCAAGCGUGAAAGAAAAGGUGAAAGAUUUGCCUACUUUGAAAGAUGGAGAUUUCAUUCAAGAUGGUUGUAAAUUGCAUGUGGGUAUGGAUAAAAAGGAAAAACUUAUUGCGAUGUUGACAUCUGAUUGUGAGUUCCUGCAACGUUUUCAUCUGACCGAGUAUUCGGUGUGUGUCGGAAUUCACGACUGUCAGCUCGCCGAAGAGGAAGAAGAGAAGAGAGACCGUUCUGAUGAAAACGAUGAGUGCGAGGAUGAGGGCAGUGAAGAUUCGGCCAAUGCUGUCCCUACGCCGCCCGAUUCUCCUCGAAUUAUACCUAUCCUUGUGAAGGAUCCUCCUGCUCUUCUAAAUCCUUAUGCCAUACAAAGCUCAGAAGAUUAUUCUCGAAGAGAAGUAUACUUCAUGGGUUUAGUGGAUAUUCUUUCUCAUGGAACAAAAAAACGCACGGCCACUAUCAGCGGUACGCAACCUGAGCAGUAUGCAAAACGCCUGAUUGAUUUUAUGUCCAAAGCCAUGCUGUGAUGUUAACAAGAUGCCUUAUUCACCAUUUUAUCUUAAAAAAAUAUCUUCUCUCUAUUUUUGUUCUUUCGCUUGCCAAGUAUAUUAACUAUUGCUUUGCUGUACUGUCACUAAAACAGUGCAGAAAAAAAAAAGAAAAAAAAAACUGCGGUACCUUUCUUAUCUAACCGAGCCCAGAAUCUUAAACUUUAAGCUACUCGACUCUUAGAAAAUAGAAAGAUUUCAAAUACUCCAUGAGCUAAUAAAGAAAGGUUGCUGAGGAAAUAAUGUGGUUGUGCUUUAUUAUUCUCUUUUGAAUUUGUUGAAUAUAGUGUGUUUUAAAAUUUCCCUUGUUGUUAUAUCGUUUAUGAAUUCUUAUCAUGGUCUUUUAGCACAGCCAUCACCGAUAUUUUGAUAUUCUGUUUAUUUUAUGUAUAAUCGCGGUUGACUUAUUCAUCAAUAUUUUAAAGUAUUAAUUGUGAAAUAUUAUAUUUCAGUUAUCAUUAAUUUAACAUCUUUUAUUAUUGAUCAAAUUUGAACAAAAUGUUUUAACUUCAUUAAAUUAUAAAUGUAUCGUAUUUUAUAAUGCAUAAAAGAUUCGUAUAAGUGCUAAACACAAUUGAAUUU